Messenger RNA from Perca fluviatilis (European perch), 7127 nucleotides. It is a transcript of the gene kcnb1, whose product is annotated as potassium voltage-gated channel, Shab-related subfamily, member 1. The transcript has 3 exons. Gene Ontology annotation, biological process: potassium ion transmembrane transport; protein homooligomerization. NCBI's taxonomy places the organism in Eukaryota, Metazoa, Chordata, Actinopteri, Perciformes, Percidae. Gene Ontology annotation, cellular component: membrane; voltage-gated potassium channel complex. Bases 447 to 2948 code for a protein of 833 amino acids. Gene Ontology annotation, molecular function: delayed rectifier potassium channel activity; protein binding. The record is from RefSeq and is a predicted model, not a curated record.
CGCUGAGCUGCCAUGGAUCCACCUUCAGAGAGAUGCGGCGCCUCCUCACACAGCUGACUGGGAAACACAGGUAGUCUGUCCGAAUGGGCUCUCGGCAUACUUGUUGAUCUUCGGGUGAAGCACUGGUGCGGAUAUGCGGAGCAGGAAUCCGGCGGGUAGGCAGUAGAUCGUGCUGAGGAUCUCUCUGCCAUGUCGGAGGCAGAGGAGGGGGAAAUGGAUUGGUUUAGACCCCGGCAAAAGUAAACCAAUAACGACGCCUCCUUUUUUAAAUGCUACUGCUUCAUCUCCGUUUGUGCCAGCGAAUUGAUUGUUCACAGAGCCGUACGUGCUGGUUUGAUUCAGUGCAGGAUGACAACAACUCACUACGAUAAAAUAAUGAAAGAAAACAGGACCAGCUGUAGUCCAUAGCCCUGGAUGUUUGCCUGAUUCCUCAACCUAAAGUCAUCAUGGAGAAAUCCUUGGCAGAGUUAAAUAAAGCUGGCUCCCGCUCAACAUCAUUGCUGCCACCUGAACCGGUGGACAUCAUUCGCAGCAAGUCAUGUUUCCGUAGAGUAAGGCUGAAUGUUGGGGGUCUCCCACAUGAGGUCUUGUGGCGAACGUUAGAUAGGUUACCACGAACACGUUUGGGAAAGUUAAGAGAUUGUAACGCCCAUGAAUCUCUGAUGGAAGUGUGCGAUGACUACAACCUUGAGGAGAAUGAGUACUUUUUUGACCGACAUCCAGGGGCGUUCACUUCAAUUCUGAACUUCUACCGCACGGGUAAGCUGCACAUGAUGGAAGAAAUGUGUGCCCUGUCGUUCAGUCAAGAACUCGACUACUGGGGCAUUGACGAGAUCUACCUGGAGUCGUGUUGCCAGGCGAGGUACCACCAGAAAAAGGAGCAAAUGAAUGAGGAGCUCAAACGAGAGGCUGACAAUAUGAAAGACAUAGAGGGAGAAGAAUUUGACAACACUUGCUGUGCUGAAAAACGAAAGAAACUUUGGGACCUUCUGGAAAAGCCUGGCUCAUCUAUUGCAGCAAAGAUCCUGGCCAUCAUUUCCAUCCUCUUCAUUGUGCUAUCCACCAUUGCCUUGUCUCUGAACACCCUUCCAGAGCUGCAGGACACAGAUGAGUUUGGUCAGUCCUCAGACAACCCACAACUGGCACACGUGGAAGCUGUAUGUAUUGCCUGGUUUACCAUGGAAUAUCUGCUUCGCUUUCUCUCCUCACCCAACAAGUGGAAGUUCUUUAAGGGUCCUCUGAAUGUCAUUGAUCUGCUGGCCAUCUUGCCCUACUAUGUCACCAUAUUCCUGACAGAAUCCAACAAGAGUGUGCUGCAAUUUCAGAAUGUCCGCCGUGUGGUUCAGAUUUUUCGGAUCAUGCGUAUCCUGCGUAUUCUGAAGCUGGCUCGUCACUCAACAGGACUUCAGUCUCUGGGCUUCACUCUUAGGAGGAGUUACAAUGAGCUGGGCCUACUCAUUCUUUUCCUGGCCAUGGGCAUCAUGAUCUUCUCCAGUCUGGUGUUCUUUGCUGAGAAGGAUGAGGAAGAUACAAAGUUCAAAAGCAUUCCAGCUUCUUUUUGGUGGGCUACUAUUACUAUGACCACAGUUGGCUACGGAGAUAUCUACCCCAAAACCCUACUGGGCAAGAUAGUGGGGGGUUUAUGCUGCAUAGCUGGAGUACUUGUGAUUGCCCUACCUAUUCCCAUUAUCGUAAACAACUUCUCUGAAUUCUACAAAGAGCAGAAGAGGCAGGAAAAAGCACUUAAACGAAGAGAGGCCCUAGAUAGGGCAAAGAGAAAUGGUAGCAUUGUCUCAAUGAACUUGAAAGAGGCAUUUGCUCGUAGUGCAGAACUGAUGGAUGUGGUUGUAGAGAAGAGUGAGAGGCCUCAUGACAACCAUUUCUCUCCAAGCCGUUGGAAAUGGACCCCCAAGAGAGCUGCAUCAGAGACAAGCUCAAACCGUUCCUUCAACGCCCAGGAAUUAGGCUCUCCCAACAAGGCCAGAGACACCAGUCCCCAGAGGCUAAAUGUUCAGAAGUUAGAGGAGAUGUACAACCACAUGGCCAAGACACAAUCCCAGCCAAACCUCAAUGCUAAAGACAGGGGCUCCAGAGUUGGCAAACAGAGGGAUGAGAUAGAGCUGGGGGCCAUCCAAGAUCAUGGGCCCCCGGUGCUCGGAACCAGAGAAGGAGUGGGGGACAUGAAAAGCUUGUCCAGUAUUGACAGCUACAUCAGUUGUGCUACAGACUUCCAGGAGAAUCCACGCUUCCCCCAUAGUCCAGCAAUGGAACUUGGUCUUCAGGAAAGCAACCGGUUCUCCCACAGUCCGGCUACAGCUUUGUCCCAGCACAGCACUGCAAAAACAGGCCAGCAAACCACCGGGGAGCGUGAACCCAUGUUGACUCCUGUGUCUAUCACAAAGCCCUCAUGCUCCGAGAAUGCACGGAGAUUCUUCUUUUCUGGCAACUCCUCAAAAAGCCUUAUCCCCAAAGGAGGCUGGCGCAACGAUGGGGGGUCAGGCCCACCCACGCUUUCAGACAGCUCAGUCAUAUCAGACCACUCUCUGUUAAGCCCAGAAGUUUCUGUCUACACCACUGCCAGCAGCAGAACCCCACCGAAGUCCCCAGAGAGCACUACCCUAGCCGCAACUGUCUUCACCUUCCACGACUCCUCCAUCAGUAAAUACAUUGAUGCUGAUACAGAUGAUGAUGAGCACAACCGCGACAUCUCUGACGCCAGUCCCUCAGAGCGUCUUUUGGCUGGUUCAAGCCCAAAACGCAACAUCAACAUAAAUUACCAGAAAGGUGUCAACCAUUUUGAAGCAGCCCAAAAAAUGCUGGGCCAGAACUGUCUGUUUCCCAUUGAAGGGAUUCGUGGGGUAGCUCAUGAGAAUCAUGUAGGACCUGAGAUGGCACGUAGACCAAAGGUUGAGAGGGGGCGUCAAAAUACUUUAGAUAAAAGCCUUUGAGGUACAAGUGCAGCAGAAAUAAACAGGAAGCUGGAGCCAGAGUGUUUGUGAUGGAGACACUAGACAGACUAAAACACUCUAUAAGCCAGAGACAAAGCAAGAGGAAGAGAAAAAGGGUCUCACUAAAACAUUUGACAAUUUACCUGAGCAUGCCAUUGGGCACUAAGCUCGGGGUCAAUAUGUGUGGUGAAUACUCUGGGAGAAAAGAAAACACUUAAAAUGGAGAAUGUCACUGCCCCUCCUUCAACUCAUUCCUAUUAGUGGUAUUACACAAAACAAAAGAGCACUCCCAAGUAGCCAACGGGUCUGUUAAGAGAUCCCCAUGGAAGCAGAUUCGAGAAAUUGAGAUGUGCUUAUUGGUGUAACUAAACUGAAUGACGAUUUUAGCGGCAGGGGGAUAUCUCUAAACUCUCCAGGAAAAGAAAUCCCAGCUGCCCACUAUCCCAUUACUGAGUCCCAUUUCAUUUUGUAGUCUUGGAGAUACAGGAGGGGACCUAGAAGCCAAUAAGCUACUUACUUGUGCCCUCCAUUCCCAAAACUGGCCUUAGUCAUUUACAUUUGUAGGGGUGUGCACGUCUGAAUAAACUGUAAGCGUGUGUGUGCAUGUAUGUGAGUGAGAAUGAAUGUUGAUGGGUGAUCUAAUGGUAAUUCAUGUAUAUACCCUCUUGAGAUUGUCUGAUUGAUUUAUUUUUAUAUAGAUAAGAAAUAUGUGAUUUGCUAGUCUGCUGUGUCAUAAUCAUAUGUGAAGAGUAAUCCUGUAUAAGGUUCAAUGUCUUGGCACAGAGGCUGCAGUUAUCAGAGGGUCCACCCCAUCAUCCAUUAUAAGGAGCGCUCUUUCUUGAACAGUAUUUUGCCAGCCCCUAUGUUAUCAUGUCAUGAUGAGAUUCAUGUCAUGGAUGAUACUCUCAAAUCUUGACCAGUGAAUAUUGUCUUAGUCAUUUUUAAGGGAUGGUAGAGGUAGUGGACCAAGAAUAUUUGAUAUGGGCUAACAUAAGAGCCAGUAAUAAACAGCUUGAUUGCUGCAUAAAGCGCACAUUUAUGAAGCAUGCAUCCACCCAUCCGAUCAACAUACAAAAACAUGAGACACUUAAAAAAAUUAAAUAUAUGUAAAUCCUACAAUAUAGUUUGUAUCUUUACAGCACAUGACUACUGACAUAAAGUUUAGAUUUCAGUAACAGAUGUUCAGCAUGCAUUGGCCUUCCUUUGACCAACAUGAAAGCAUUCAUUCACCCACUAAAGAUACAUACAGGUAUGAAAGAAAACUUUCAGGAUACAUAGAUAUACUUAGUUUCCAUGGUGACAGCUGCUGUCCUCAAAGGCUGGCAGCAGCUCAGCAAUGUUUUUUUAAUUGGGGCGGGGAGGUCUGAUUGCAUGUAACGUAGUUUAACACAUAUACAAGAACACACUCACACAUGCAUGCACACACACACACACACAUACACACACACGCACACACACACACACACACACACACACACACACACACACACACACACACACACACACACACACACAGGCAUGUACCCAUAAAGUGACAGGUAUGCACAGUAGUCACACAUUAGCAGAGCCACUCCUCACUGUGCAUAUUUAUGAGUACUGUAUAAACGCAACAUUAUGAUGUAAGGACCUUGUACGUUGAUAUGUUCAUGUCUUAAAUCUCUGUAGCAUUCCAUAAAUACUACAUUUCCCCACAAUGCAUUCUCUAUUAUCUGUUUAUAUUACCACACAACAGAGAGAAACACUUUUACAUAACACGCUAGUGUCACUUACCACUAGUAAUGAAACACAUUACAUUAAUAAUACACAGAAUAUAGAGGGACAAAGGAUUGUAUUUUAACCAUUAUCCCAACCUUAAAAAUGUGAAUUAAUCAUAAAAUAACAUUGACUUUAUAUCUAUACCAUGCUAACAUGAGCAGUAAACAUAAAGAGUUAAAACCAACUGUUCCUCCUUUAGCCCCUUGAAAUGUAAUUUCAAAUGUGAAGUUACAACAUUUGUAUGCCUUUUAAAAAUUGUCAAGAGCUGGAAGGUCUAAUGUUAUCAUAACUUUCUCUAAUGUUGACAAGAUGAGUAAAGAAGAAGCUCACUGCCAACUAAACAAAUUCUCAAAUAAAAAUGGCCAAUAUGUAAAAGCUUCCUAACACAAGUAUAUCGGUGAAAGAUACACAUAAAAGAGGUCAUUGCACUAUUAUAAAUGUAGGUGUUGAGUAAAACGUUAUUCAAAGGUCAACAGAAGGUGAUCAACAUACAUGUUUUAGUGUUGUGGUUAAGUCUAAUCACAAAUCCUGAUUUGAUUUCCUGUUUUAAUCACAGAGUUGAACCAUUUCAUAUUGCUCUACUAUGGUGAGAGGAGCUGAGGUGUGAAAGGAAUAGCAAUGACUGUGAGAGGCAGAGGGAACCGUGUGUGUGUGUGUGUGUGUGUGUGUGUGUGUGUGUGUGUGUGUGUGUGUGUGUGUGUGUGUGUGUGUGUGUGUGUGUGUGUGUGUGUGUGUGUUUUGUGUGACAGCUGUAAAGCCAGGGCAUUAGAGCAGUGUGGCUUCCGCUUAAUGGAGAAGAAUGAACAGUUUAUGAAUGUAUGCAUGUCGGGGGAAGCCUGCUUCUGUUUUUUUCUGUAUUCCAUCUGCAGUUCUGACUCUAACAUGCAGCCAUAUUUACAUCUGAGAAGAGAGGAAUGGGAGGUGCAUUUUAUGGAUCUUAUUUAGCACACGUAAUAAGGAAAGGAUGGAUGGUUUGAGCUGGUGAUAAAUUAUUUUACGCAGCUUCAUACACUAUGUAUCACAAAUGUCCUGUUUUUUUAUUCACGUAAAAUGUCUAGUCAAUUCAAUUCAGUUAUAUUUAUGGCUUCAAAUAAUAACAGAAGUUAUCUCUUUACAGAUAAAGUAGGUCUAGACCACACUCUAUAAUUCUCCCAGCAAGCAUUUGAUGUGACAGUGGCGAGGAAAAACUUCCUUUUAACAGAAAGAAACCUCAGACAGAACCGGGCUCUUGGUUGGCCAUCUGACACAAAGAAGAGAGAGAGAGAGAGAGAGAGAGAGAGAGAGAGAGAGAGAGAGAGAGAGAGAGAGAGAGAAAUAAAUAUGACAGCUGAUCAUUGUCCUUUGUUGCACAUGAACUAAAGUAUCUGCUAAUAUUAAAAGCUAAGUUCACAAAACGAAAAACGAUUACACUCAAAAGGAUUUUAAAACAUAAACUUAGGUAUUGUCUACAAGAACGUGUUCCCAAAUAAAAUGAUUUAAUUUUUAAAAUGAGAAAAUGUCCUAUGGCAUAACAAUUGACUGCAGAUAUUUAACAUUUUCAGAUAACCUCUAAUGAUAUUCAGAUUGAUUAAUAAUUUUUUUAAAGUCUCCUCAAAAACUUGCUGUGAAUGGCUACUCCUUUGGUUAUAGUCAUACAUUGAUUAAUUAUUUCCACAACAAACUUCUUCAUGUCACAUUACGAGGUGGAAGUGGCACAGGUUCAAUGAUACAAAAAUUAGAAACAUGCAAGCUAAUCCCAUUACAUUUUAUUUUAUUUUGGUUGGACGACAUCAGUAUCAACAAGAGAAACAUUUGGUUCAUCGCCAAGUUAGAUGUAAGUCCUUGAUUAACUUUUCAUUGCAUAUUUAUAUUAUCUUAUGAAAAGUCAAGGCCAAUGUAUGCCAACAUAUUAUACCCUACUGCACCUAAAUGUCCAUGUAAAUUAUUUUUCUUAAAGGUGAGUUUUUCAGUGCUUGUGCCCAUACAUUUGGGUAUCUGGAAUGCCUACCAUCCCACAAACUGUGAACUUAGACAACCGAGUCAGUUUUUUGUGGGCUCCCUAUGUCAAAAAACAUGGGAUUCAACAAGCCUUUCAGAUUUUGCUCCCCUUCCUAUGUACAUGCAGGCUCAUUAGAAUAUACCGCUCGUCAUCAGAGUAUCUCCACCCACAGCAUGAGAAAUACCUUUGCAAAGGUGCACCAUAUAUUUCUCGCAAGCCAAUCAGAGCACACUGGGCUUUUCUGGAGGGGGGCUUAAUAAAGAGACAGGCGCUAAAAUGGAGUGUUUAAGACCCAAAAUACAAGUAAGAACCAUAGACAGUAAAAUGAAUGGACAAAGCAACGCCGUAGAUUUCCACGGAGACCAGUGAAGGAUAUUAGAAGCACUUUUCCGGUGAGCGCUGAGCGUUACUGCGCAGCCUCCAACUGAGCUUUACGACAUAAAUGU